Messenger RNA from Dermacentor silvarum, 837 nucleotides. RefSeq lists its product as uncharacterized. The record is from RefSeq and is a predicted model, not a curated record. Lineage: Eukaryota; Metazoa; Arthropoda; Arachnida; Ixodida; Ixodidae. Gene Ontology annotation, molecular function: zinc ion binding. The coding region runs from base 13 to 837 and encodes 274 amino acids. The transcript has 2 exons.
GUCGAUCCACUUAUGCUUACUGGCAAAGAGGUGUCAUUUGAUCUCGCGCUCGUAUCCAAGGUAGAACUUUCUGAUAUUAAGGACUACCUUGUGCACGCUACAAGCUUCAUAACUCACGAACAGCUGAAAGCAAGAAAAUAUCUGGAAUCACACAACUAUUUGACCAGCGGCUUUGUUCAAGAACCCCAGCUGAGAAGACACGGCGAGCACAUCAUUGUGCGCACGAAGGUAAACCACUCCCAGGCAAUUUCCACUCAGCCACUGGAGCCAUGGCUUCUUGUCAAGCAGGAUGGAAUGGUCGAAGCUGCACACUGCACGUGUAUGGCCGGUCUCGGCGAAGCCUGCUCGCACAUUGGUGCACUGCUCUUCUAUUUAGAAGCAGCUUCAAAUUUUCGUGAUGGUCAGGCUUGUACUGAUAAGGAAAAUGCAUGGCUGCCUCCGUACUCAAGUACUGUGCCUUGUGCGCCACUUGCACACAUUGACUUUGCGUCAGCUACCACCAAGAAAAGGCGGCUGGAUGGACAUCGAUCAUCAUCCUCAAAGAAACCAGCCACCACUAUUGAGAGGUCUUCACAGAACGAAUGGAAGGCCUUUCUCGACAGAAUUAAGAAGGCUGGCAAAUAUUCUGCAGUGUGUGCACUGAAAAAGGACUAUUGCGAGGAGUUCAUCCCUGUGCAAGUGAAGCACUCCACUGCUCUUCUGGGACACUUGGCAAGAGACAAGCCGUUGUCAAGGGAUGCGAUGCUGGAGGAGUGCGCAAUGUUUGCCCAGGUGUAUGUUGUAGAGCCAAAGGUAUUUAUAUGUCCAUUGAAUGAUAGCUUUAUUGAUAUAAAGUAA